UUCUAACGAUAGAAGUUGUGAAGAAUGUCUGGAUCUAGUAAAGAAUCAACGACCCAGUCUAAAAACUAUCUACAGAAAUUUAGUAAUGUUAUAACAGGAUUCUUGGAGAUUACAUUUUACAGAAUUGGUAAAACUGUUGGUGCCAGUCCUUGGGUGACGUUAGGUAUUACUUUAAUUGUAUGUGGUGCUUGUCUGGCUGGUUUACUCAGAUUCGAACAAGAGUUUAGAGGUGAAAAAUUGUGGGUACCACAAGACUCGCAAGCUCAAGAUGACAAGAAAUGGGUCGAACGAGAGUUUCCUGAAGAAUCUGCUCCAGUUCAUUUUAUUUAUGAACAAUCUAAUGUCCUUACUGUUGACGUCAUUCGCAAGAUGUUGGAAAUACAUCAAGACGUCGUCAACAUCACUAUAACAUUUGAAAAUAAAAAACUGCAAUGGAAAGACAUUUGCUUCAAAAAGGGAGAUAAGUGCUCUCUACGAUCGAUCUUGGAAUUGUGGGAUUUUAAUGAGACCAAAAUAAUGUCAUUAACUGAACAGCAAAUUCGAAAUGAUAUAACAAACAGAGGACCUUUUAGUCCAUAUUCUGGAAGUCCGUUCAAUCUUGAACAAGUUCUAGCCGAUAUUCAGAAAAACCCAGACGGAAGUAUUAAAAGUGCAGGAUUUGUGAAAACUUCUUUUUUUUAUGAACGACUUCCUGCUUUGGUUGAUCCUGAGGAUAAUGUUGAUCCACGUGGUAAAAAAUGGGAAGAAGAAUUUCAAAGAAUUAUGGAGAAAUAUAACAUUAAACUGUAUACGACUAGAAAAAAAUUUGCCGAAAUAUCUUCUGACGCCAUUAAUAGCGACAUCAUUUUACUUUCAAGUGGAUAUCUAAUUAUACUUGCUUACGUCAUUAUAAUUUUGGGGAAAUUCACACGACUUGAGAUCAAGGCAUGGCUUGCUCUUGGUGGAAUAGUUAGUGUUGGACUGUCAGUUGGUGUAUCCAUUGCUCUCUGUAGUGCUUUUGGUUUAUUUUAUGGUCCUGCUCAUACAACAUUACCUUUUCUUCUUCUUGGUAUUGGAGUAGAUGAUCUGUUUGUUAUUGUACAAUCUUGGUCCAACAUUCACCCGGAUAUUCAUAAGACAAAUUCAGUUGCGGAAAGAAUUGGUUUAACUUUAAAACAUGCUGGAGUAUCAAUCACUAUUACAACAUUUACGGAUCUUAUGGCUUUUCUCAUUGGAGCAACAACGAUAAUUCCUGGUCUUCGAUCAUUUUGUUUCUACGCUGCAGUUGGAAUUUUUUGUGACUAUGUGCUGCAAAUCACCUUCUUUGUGGCCUGUUUAUCUCUUGAUGCUCGAAGAUCAAGUCUCAAAAGUGGCAGAAGUCGUGAUGGUUGUUGUUUUUGUAUAAUUUUACCUGAGGAUUAUAAACCAAAUGAAUGUGGACAGAAAAGUUAUUUACAAAUGUUUUAUGAAAAGAUUGUUGGACCAGGGAUUGUCAAGUUACCUGUGAAGAUCAUUAUACUAGUAAUUGCUGCUGCACUCCUUGGUGGAAAUAUUUAUGGUUCACUGCAAUUAGAACAGCAAUUUGAGUCCAAAUGGUUUCUUCCUACUGGAACAAUUGUCAGAGAUUACAUGGACCUUAAUGAAGAGAAAUUUGUGCAAGGUGGUGAACCGAUAGCAUUUUAUACUGGAGAGAUUGAUUAUUUCAAAGAUCAAAUAAAGUUGCAUACACUAAAUAACAAUAUACAGAGUGAAAAACAAUACUUGGCAUCAAACACCGUUGAAAAUUGGUUUGAACAUUACAUUAAUUGGUUAAAUACGACAAACUCUACGUUUCUAAACACUACAAAUGAUUUAGAAUUGAGAGUCAAGAAUGAAAAUGUCUUCUACGAAAAACUGCGAGAAUAUCUUCAAGGUGACGGAAGUCGUUUUCGUGACGACAUUCAUUGGAAAAACAACACUAACACUAUAAAGGCAACUCGAAUACGUGCAUUUCUAAGAAUUCUUAGAAAAACGCAAGAUCAAGUGAAAGCAAUGGAUAAGUUUCGAAGUUUGAUAGAAGGAAUUGGUUUCAAAGAAAACCCCAUUGUCUAUAAUCGAGUGAUUUUGUUUGCUGAGGGAAACAAGGUCAUUUCUGAAGAACUAUUUCGAAAUAUACUUCUGGCUUUGGCAGUUGUUUUUGUUGUCACCAUGGUGAUUAUUGCAAGCCCAGUGACGUCAGUGUUGGUGUUUGUAUGUGUUGUUUUAACAGUGGUUGAUGUUGCUGGACUGAUGUACUUUUGGGAUUUAACGAUUGACACAGUUUCAACUAUUGUGCUUAUCAUUGCUAUUGGUUUAUCUGUGGAUUACGCAUCUCAUGUUGGACACACAUUUUUGGUAAAAUCUGGUACAAGAAAAGAAAGAACAAUUAAGAUGUACCGCGAUAUCGGUCCAGCAGUAUGGAAUGGUGGUUUUAGUACAUUUUUAGCAAUUGUCCCAUUGGCUACAUCAAAAUCUCACGUAUUUAUGACGUUUUUCAGGAUAUUGUUUGGUGUUGUUUUAUUUGGUAUUUUCCAUGGACUUUUUUUCCUUCCGACCAUUUUAUCCAUUCUUGGUCCUCGUCCUUAUGAUUCAGCUAAAGAAAUCGAAAGUUCUUCCUCAUCUGGACAUGUUUCACCGAAGAACAAGAAAAAUGAAAACACUCCUAGCGUUCCUUCACAAACAAAUCAAGGAGUUCAGGUUGAAGAUGAUGCUUCCAAUGGUCAUCCUUUAAAACAAAAAAAUGCUCUCGAACAAAAUAAUGCACCGGUUCCAGUCGUUGAAAUGUAUUUUUAGGCAUGCUUUAUAUUUAUUGCACAUUAUAAAGAUUAAAAGCAUUUAUUAAAUUGUAUUACUGCUUAAAUUGCAGCUAUUGUACAUAAUUAUCAUUUAUAGACACAUACCAACAGGUCUAACCCUUUUCUAGUAAAAUAUCUUCAUCACAAACGCAA
Xenia sp. Carnegie-2017 is the source of this 2945-nucleotide messenger RNA. RefSeq names its product patched domain-containing protein 3-like. The transcript is spliced from 22 exons. The record is from RefSeq and is a predicted model, not a curated record. Lineage: Eukaryota; Metazoa; Cnidaria; Anthozoa; Malacalcyonacea; Xeniidae. Gene Ontology annotation, cellular component: membrane. Bases 25 to 2790 code for a protein of 921 amino acids.